AUGUCAGCUAGAUGUAACUUGUCGGAGGAGGGCAAAGAAGACGACUCCGACGAAGGCGACCAUGAGACGUGGUUCCCAGGGAAGAGGGUGUCGAGAACGCGGCAAUACUCUUCUUGUAUACUUCGGCAGGCCCUGCCAACAACAUCCCCUAUCAAGCUAAGGCAUUGCCCGCAGACAUCGAACUGCAACUAUGGCGAAGCCGACGAAGAGCAAGGUUUCCGAGACGACAACAACAGCACUCAUUCGUAUACGUCGGAAUCCACUCGCAGCGGGACGUGCAACAGUGACGAAGAGCCAGAAAGCAAGAGGGAGAACAUUUGGGGCGGAGAUACUGGGGCCACAAUCAUGGUGGAAAGAGGACAACAUGGUGAUGAUGGCGACAUCGCUCUCGUUGCUGCUCCCGUGCACGCCUCGUCGCCUCUGCUAUCAUUGCCGGGACCACCUGGUCCGAGGUCUCGUGAGCAAGCGGGGAAAGCAUCGUCAUCAUCAACGGUGAUGAUUAGGGACCACACCUUUUCCGUGUCUCCACAGGCGCGGGAUUCUGCCCCAUUGAGUCUCUCUCCUCAGCCUGUUGCCGUAUUCCGUUCAAGAAACAGCAACUACACCCGAUCCUCCCAACACAAGCACUCGUCCACAGCGAUUCAUGAGCCGCGCGCCCGAUGCGGUUGCCGUGGACUCACUGUGCGUAUUGAUUCUGGUCCUCUUGGCCUCUCCCUGGAGGCCAGCUACCGAGUGGGGGAGACGAUUGUGUUGAAACAGGCGUGGAGUGACUGUGCCGCAGACAGUGGGAUGUUCGCGCAUUCCAUGCUUGUAUCAAACUUUCCGGGGAAGGUGGACGACGACCAAGUCAGGGUCUUGGAUCUAGGGCUCGACGGUAGAUCGUCAUCAUCAGGCCUCAUCAAGGUUCGGGCGGUAGGCCUCGAACGUAACCACGCGACGACGACCGUUCACACUCGCCAAGGCAGCAUGCUCAACGGAGCGCCUUCUCCUCCAAACGAAUCACGCGGGAGCGUCGUGGGAGUCCUCGAGCUGGAUGAAGGAGAUAUACUUGUUCGUGUGGACAAUGUGCAGGUGACGAAGAAAAGCUUUACAGAGGUUGCCAGCCUUUUGGAUCAAGCGGAACGCCCGACCCGCCUCACUUUCGUUCGACACGCGUGUGGGCGAAGGUUUGUCGGCCGUGAUAACGGCUAUGGCGGCGGUGGAACAUGCCGCGGUGCAGCUCGACACAAGCCCCCCUGUCGGGUCGCUUACUGUGGUGGUUGGGAUGGGUGCUGCGGGAUGAUGGGCAAGUCGGGAUGUGGGGGCAAGCAGCCGCCGAACGCCUCGUGCGUUGGUCGGGUGGUUUCAAGUCCUUCGCCAAAGAUUGAGACCGAAGCGGAUGGGUGUCCAGUGGCGGUGAUACUGCGUGCACGACGGCAACUCCGAUCGGGCGGUAUGGAGCAGUGGCACGAAUUGGUAGCGUCAAGAGGGCACCUUUGGCAAAGACUGCUGAGGAAUCUCUCGCCAGACUCUCACUCGGAUCGGUCGGGCGGCGGAGGACAUGUAUGUCCUGCGCACUUCGCGGGAGGGGCCAAACACGCCGUGUUCAGAGUCGCUUUCGCCACGGCAUCCACGCUGCAGUUCGUGUCCGGCAUAAGCUACAUGGCAGCGCUGGUGCUCGUUCAAGAGCCCCUGGAAGCCAUGGCUUACGCGACGUUGGUCACCUUGCUUCAGGAGCGAGUGAUGCAGGCUCUGUUUCCGCUAGGCGACGUCGACCUCCUCGACGCGUACCACUUGUGCGGGGGUCGUGUGGUGACUUUUCGCGCGUUCGGUGCUGCUCGGAGCCCAACGCCCUCCGAACCUGCUGCUAGGGGGAAGAGCGGUGAUGGCCAAUAUCCGUUUCGUGGCCAGGGGCACCGACGCAUGGCGGAAGGAGAUACCCGUUCCAAAGUGGUCAGCGCCGGUUCUCCCCGGGAGGACAAAGCCACCACUAUACGCGACACCGGUGGUGCGGACAGGGCCUGUGGAUGGCAAAUGGGCGAACUGGAGGAAGAGGUGGUCGUGGGCGAGAUGCUGCCGCGGCUCGUGCGCAUCUUCGGGAAGGCUUUGAAGCGACGGUUGCCGGCACUUCAUGGCCACCUGUGCAAGGAGGCGAUUCCGAUGUCGUUCCUGUGCGCGGAGUGGUUCACCACGGCGUACGCGCGCAAUACCCCCCUGCCCUUGGCGCUCUGCGCCCUUGACCUGUUCCUUGUGCGUUUGGACGACGUCAUGAUCCGUUUGGGCCUCGCUAUCCUUGAGGUGUUAGCACCAUCCUUGAAGAUGCUGAACGGGUUGGAGAUCUUGCUACAGUACGGAAACCUCACGGCGAACGUUUCUUUUCAAGAGGUGCUGCGGUGUGCGCUGGCCACGCAGAGCACAAGGGUCUCGAUGGGGGCAACGAAGAUCAGUACGACACUUCUUCUUCCAGAGCGCAUGACCACUUGGAGUCCAAGCCGAGGUCGUCGCUUUCGGGGGAUGUACGCGUAG
Ectocarpus siliculosus is the source of this 2505-nucleotide messenger RNA. Lineage: Eukaryota; Phaeophyceae; Ectocarpales; Ectocarpaceae. The record is from the annotation of a GenBank genome assembly.